Castor canadensis (American beaver) is the source of this 2696-nucleotide messenger RNA. Its product is annotated as kelch repeat and BTB domain-containing protein 7. The record is from RefSeq and is a predicted model, not a curated record. Gene Ontology annotation, molecular function: protein binding. Lineage: Eukaryota; Metazoa; Chordata; Mammalia; Rodentia; Castoridae.
GGUAGUUCGCCGGGGCGCCUACUGGUAUCGCCAGCGCGGCAGUGGCGGCUCUCGAGGCUGCAGCUGGCGGUCAAGUGGGGCGAGCCGAGGCGGAGAAAGGGCGCGGAACGUGAACGGUGAGUCAGGCACUGUCUACGCGAUAAAGGGAGGCGGCACUGCGGCGUGGGGCCGAGUUAAGUCAGUGCGGCGGUCUCCGUGGUCUGUUGUGGGACGCCGCCGCCUCAGCGUCAGCGAGCGAAGCCAAGGGUGAGGAGGAGCCGGUGCUGCAGCCGUUCUCGCCGCAGCGCCCCGCCGCCAUGUCCAGCAUGCAGUCCCGGGAAGACGGCCCGCGCUCUCGCCGCCUCUCCAGUCCCCGCGGCGGCAGGCGGCCCAAGAGGAUGUCCAAGCCGUCGGUGUCGGCGUUUUUCACGGGCCCGGAGGAGCUGAAGGACUCGGCGCAUUCUGCAGCCCUGCUGGCGCAGCUCAAGUCCUUCUACGACGCCCGCCUGCUGUGCGACGUGACCAUUGAGGUGGUGACGCCGGGCAGCGGGCCGGGCACGGGUCGCCUGUUCUCCUGCAACCGCAACGUGCUGGCCGCCGCGUGCCCCUACUUCAAGAGCAUGUUCACGGGCGGCAUGUACGAGAGCCAGCAGGCAAACGUGACCAUGCACGACGUGGACGCCGAGUCCUUCGAGGUGCUGGUGGACUACUGCUACACGGGCCGCGUGUCGCUGAGCGAGGCCAACGUGCAGCGGCUGUACGCGGCGUCCGACAUGCUGCAGCUGGAGUACGUGCGCGAGGCCUGCGCCUCCUUCCUCGCCCGCCGGCUGGACCUGGCCAACUGCACGGCCAUCCUCAAGUUCGCCGACGCCUUCGACCAUCACAAGCUGCGCUCGCAGGCCCAGUCCUUCAUCGCGCACAACUUCAAGCAGCUGAGCAGGAUGGGCGCCAUCCGGGAGGAGACGCUGGCAGACCUGACCCUGGCGCAGCUGCUGGCCGUCCUGCGCCUGGACAGCCUGGACAUCGAGAGCGAGAGGACCGUGUGCCACGUGGCCGUGCAGUGGCUGGAGGCCGCCCCCAAAGAGCGCGGGCCCAGCGCUGCAGAAGUGCUCAAGUGUGUGCGCUGGGCCCACUUCGCCCCAGAAGACCAGGACUAUCUGGAAGGGCUGCUCACCAAGCCCGUGGUGAAGAAGUACUGCCGCGACAUCAUUGAAGGGGCCCUGCAGAUGCGCUAUGGUGACACGAUGUCCAAGUCUCUGGCACCAGUGCCAAACAGCAGUGGCAGCGGCAGCAGCAAUAACAACAGCAGCUCUGUUGUCUCAGUGGCAGAAAAUCCCCCCCAGAGGCUGGGUAUGUGUGCCAAGGAGAUGGUGAUCUUCUUUGGACACCCCAGAGAUCCUUUUCUCUGCUAUGACCCAUACUCCGGGGACAUUUACACGAUGCCUUCACCUUUGACCAGCUUGGCACACACUAAGACUAUCACCUCCUCAGCUGUUUGUGUCUCUCCAGACCAUGACAUCUAUCUAGCUGCCCAGCCCAGGAAAGACCUCUGGGUGUACAAACCAGCCCAAAAUAGUUGGCAGCAACUGGCAGAUCGCUUGUUGUGUCGUGAGGGCAUGGAUGUAGCCUAUCUGAAUGGCUACAUUUACAUUUUGGGUGGGCGAGACCCUAUUACUGGAGUUAAAUUGAAGGAAGUGGAAUGCUACAGUGUUCAGAGGAACCAAUGGGCACUGGUGGCUCCUGUACCCCAUUCGUUUUAUUCCUUUGAACUAAUAGUGGUCCAGAACUAUCUUUAUGCUGUCAACAGUAAGCGCAUGCUGUGCUAUGAUCCUAGCCAUAAUAUGUGGCUUAACUGUGCGUCUCUUAAACGAAGUGACUUUCAGGAAGCCUGUGUCUUUAAAGAUGAGAUUUACUGUAUCUGUGACAUUCCCGUCAUGAAAGUCUACAACCCAGCUAGGGGAGAAUGGAGGCGGAUAAGUAAUAUUCCCCUGGAUUCAGAGACUCACAACUACCAGAUCGUCAAUCACGACCAAAAGUUGCUGCUCAUCACAUCUACCACCCCGCAGUGGAAAAAGAACCGUGUGACAGUGUAUGAAUAUGAUACCAGGGAAGACCAGUGGAUUAAUAUAGGUACCAUGCUAGGCCUUUUGCAGUUUGACUCUGGCUUUAUUUGCCUCUGUGCUCGUGUUUAUCCUUCCUGUCUUGAACCUGGUCAGAGUUUCAUCACUGAGGAAGAUGAUGCACGGAGUGAGUCUAGUACUGAAUGGGACUUGGAUGGAUUCAGUGAGCUGGACUCAGAGUCAGGAAGCUCAAGUUCUUUUUCCGAUGAUGAAGUUUGGGUGCAGGUAGCACCUCAGCGAAAUGCACCGGAUCAGCAGGGUUCUUUGUAAAUACUUUUGAAACACUAAGAUGUUUCUUUUACUAUGUGGAAUGUAUCUUUAAAAGAUAACCAUUUUCCUGAAAAAAAAAAGUUGAUUAGGACUGCCGAUUUGGUUUAGAAAGGGCAAUAUUUUGAAAUACUAAUGUAAUGUACAAAAUUUAAACAGUCCCUGAAACCAACCUAUUUAAUAAUUUACUCUGCUAAAAGUCCAGAAUUAAAAUAUGCAAAAGUAAAAUACAUAAUUGAUUAGAAAUCUUGCUGGCUUUUCUCAUUGUUUUGAUUACUUAGUAUGUUUAUAGUUUGAUUAUCCUAAUUUAGUUUUUAGUUAAUUCUUAAG